Messenger RNA from Linum trigynum, 6132 nucleotides. NCBI's taxonomy places the organism in Eukaryota, Viridiplantae, Streptophyta, Magnoliopsida, Malpighiales, Linaceae. The record is from the annotation of a GenBank genome assembly.
CCUUUUACAACUUUUUUCUCUCCCAAGCAUGCAACAACACAAGUCUAUAAGGUCAUUGAAACCCAAACAAAAUGUCACUUGACUAUUUUUGUUUUCAUUUAAGUUUGAACGUGUAGUGAAGUAGCAUUUUCCGUAAAGGAAAGCUGAGUCCAUUUUCAUAUGAGCUUUUCAUCAAGGUUAGAGAUGAAAGUGGAUGAAGCUAUAGUUUUUCGUUACAAAUUCAUAUUUAACUUAAUACCAUUUCGGGGAAAAGGAAAAAUCUUGUGACUUUUUUGCACAAGUGUUAAAAGUCAAGUGACCAUUUUGGUUAGAUAAUUCAGUGUGAAAGGCAGGUCAAUUUCUUGGAUUCUUUGAAGUGGACUAUGUGCAUUUGACAUAUGGUGGCGACUCACUGGAAAUGGAUCCCAUUCUUUGAGCUCAGCAACUACGUCUCUUUGUUGCGUUUUUAGUCUCCAUAACAAAGAAAUAAAUGUUAUGGGGUUAAAUGCCAACAUGAUCACUAGACUUAUGGUUGCUACAAAUCGGUCACUAAACUAAUUUUCCUGAUAGGGUAGUGUUUAUGAAAAAAAUGGUCACUUAGUUUGCUUCUGACUAGAAAGUUGUUCAGUUUCAUGUCGAUUCAACAUUUAAGAUAACCUUAUAAUAAUUGGUCAGCCACAAACUUAGUGGCUCUUUAUUUGUCGAGAUUAAACUCUUACACCUUACCCUCAACAAUAAAAGCUAACCCAACCUCAACUUGAUCCUAACAUAUUCGCACACACAGAGUAUAUUAGUAUGUUGAGAGUGGGAGCUAAACUGGAAUCAACAAAACUAGUUGCAAUUCUCCUUAGAGAAAAGGGAAUAAAGUUGAUUGAUCGCCUAUUACUUAAUAUUUAUUUGUCGUGCACCGUUAAGAAGAUUAGUUCGAAAAUCGAUAAUAACAACCCUUAUUUUUAGUGACCACUCUUGAUAUUUGUCCCAAGAUGAAGAUAAUUGGUACAUAAAGUGUACGCCCCAGAGUAAAUAUCCAAGAAAUUUCCAUGCAUGAUACCUUGAUCGAUUGGGUGCUAAGUGUGUCAUUGUCAAAGAAUGCUUUGGGAACAUUUUAUAUUGUAGGUGGUACGUACAAGUCACAAGUCCACUAACAUGUGUCUUUGUCAACCUUUUGUGACGAAACAUGGGUGACUUUUUUUCGUCCCUUAAAAAUAAUUAUCACCCCUCCAACAUUGCUCAGUGCAACGCGGUUACGUACGUGGACUGGUAGUUUGUAUGAAUGAUUAUAUGUACUCUCAGAUUAUCGAAAGCUACACUCUGGAUAUUAUAAUUGAGAGUGAUUAAGAGAUUGUUAUUGUAUUGGUAUGCUCGAUAUGUUAAUUGGGGACAAAGAUAUAUGGUUGGUCAUAAUCGUGGUAUCAGACAAUACUGAGUUGAACGUUUGAAAAUAUUUUCUAAUGGAGAUCUAUCGUAUUGAAUCACGGGAUAAUCAUAUCAAAUCAUAAUAGAAGGUGACUCAUUGGAUGACAUGUUACUACCACAACAUUGACAUUCUAUUAUUGCAUUUUGUUACUACCUAUGAAAUGCACUAAAGCUAACUAGCUAGAUGCAAUUUUGGAUAAUCAUGUCAUCAUCAUUAGUGAAGGUUACAUACAUUUCUAUAGGUCAUCAAUGAAAUUUGUUGUUUUUUUAGGGCAGUAGGUAGCUUAGCUAGCUAGCCCCUCCUCCCCCAACAUAACAAAAAAAAAAACAUGGGAUUAUGUUUUGGUAAUUACGCAAUUAUUGACUUUCCAACAAAUAAUCAAUCAAACACACCACCAACUGCGCUGAAAAGGAACUAUAGGUCAAACUUAAAUGUAUAUUUUUUCUGCUAGAUAUGUGGAUAAACUUUGAGGGACAAACCCUCAAACCCAUGAGAAAUAGAGAAGUCAAUAUCUUAGGAAAAUUGGGAAAGAGGGAUUAGUCUAGCGGUUUCAUCGUUAGUUUUCAAUUUGAAGAUAAUUCACACUUUGAAAGUGAUCGAUGAACCUUAAACUUAAGCAUGAUCUCUAUGGUACAUAUAUCACUUUCACGAAUUAAAAAUUAGUUUAUAAAAGUUCACGAGGACAUGAUUUUUUUUUACAAUAUAGUUGUUUUUUAGUCAUUUAUUUCCUUCGACGAUCAAUGCAAGACAAUCAGAUCAUCAGCUCACCCAUGAUAACUAAAGAGGCAUGGAAUCGAACAUCGUCCAAUCUGCUUAAUAGCGUUCAAACCUCGAGCGAAGAUUGAACAUGAAGUCUAUGUAUGUAUAUAUAUAUAUACAUGUGUGUUUGUUGAGUGACUCUUGAGAAAUGGUAAUUAAAUAUCCAUAUAUAACUUGUUUUUAUACUCUCAGUAAGAAGAUAACCUUCAUGGAGAUAUGUAUGAAAGCUAGACUCAUAGGACUAUAGGAGUAUCAAUCAUGGAAUGUUUAUAUAUAUAUAUGAUUAUUAUAUGUACACAAACUCUCUCUUUCUCUUUCUCUCUCUUCAAUUAAGCAACUAGAGAAGAUUAUUGAGAGAUCCUAAAAGCUUAUCUUCUAAACCAGCUCAGGACCACCUUUACCAGCCCUCACUAACAAAGAAAAAAAAACAAUUAUAAAAAUUAAUCUACACAUAAAAUACAUAAAAUUAACAUUAGACAGAAGGGUUUGGUCUUAUUGAUGAUGAAACUAAUGGCAAUGUCAAGUAUCUACCCACAAAAAAUAUACAAAAGGAGGAGACUGAAAGAGAGAUUCUAAGCUUGGGAUAAAAGACAAGCAGAAGCCUUGUUUUAAUUUAAUUAAUUAAAUAAAUAAAGCCUACCCUAUCUCAGUCUUUGCCUCAAUUUGUUUGGUGGUGAUUUCAGAUAUAAUAGUAUAAUAUAAUAGGGUUUCUGCUUUUUCCCUGAAAAUUUUGAUGGUUUUCUGCUUGUUAACUUCUAUGUGGGUUCAGGUUCUUCUUCAACUUGGCCCUUAAUUCAAAGUAGGGUUCAUCAAAUUAUUAAGUUAAUAUAAAACCUUAUUAUGUCAAUGAACAGAGAUGAUCCUUUUUGAAAAAAAAAAAAUAUCUUUGCAUUGUUUAUGGCCUAACCUUUUUGCUAGCUACAACUCUUCAUCUUUUAGAUUAUUGAAUAAUGAUUUCUACUAACCACUAAGUGAUGAGUUGCAAUAUCAAGGUCUCAGCUUGCUAACCUUAUCUCACAUCUGUAAAUAGUGUGGUGGAUAUUGGGUUUUUCGGUCUUGAAUCCGGUUUCAUUAGUUAAUCAUAGUUUAUAUAAAGUUUGAGAUGACUCGUGGACCGGAAACACGAGAAAGAUAUAUGAGAUAAAUGAGUUGAAUUGAAAGGAAAAACAUAUAGUGUGAUUCUUGCAUUUAAUACACAAAUGACUAAGAUAGCAUAUUGAGUAGGAAUGUUGUCAUCCAAUGUUGCCUAUAUAUACUAGCUCUUUGUUCUUGUCAAGGAUGUAAUUCUUAGAGCUAGCACAUGCAUUAACUAAGCAUACAAAAACGAGGACAUAUAUACAUGACCUCUUUCGAGCUAUUAUUUACGAAGUCGAUCUCAUGUUAGAAUUCUAAAUACUCCUAUAACAAAUUAUUAAUUUACGUAUAAAGUAUGAUUGAAUUGUGCGGACUUUAAACCCGUAUAUUGUAUCAUGAGAAGGAUCGUAUACCGUUCAAUCUUCUGGCUAGGGUUAGCUCUUAGACAAAGAACAUUUUUGCUUAAAAGUCGAUCUCAUGAUAUAACAACAAUUCAGAUAAUCAGCUGUAAACUAAUCCAAAAAGUAUGUGAGAGAGAAGCGCACACACCAUUUCUUCAAACCCUAAGAGUAAUAUUUAACCCUAAGUUCAUUACUACCACUCGGAUUGAUGGGAGAAGUCAUAAACGAUUGUAAAUCUAUCUUGUAUGAAGUUUGUAUAUUGAUUCAUCAUAUCUUGUACUUCAAUUAAGUUUUGAUGGAGUGGAUUCGCUGGACUAAAAAUACAUGAUUUCUUGAUGAUCGAAACUCUAUAUCUAUAACAUUAUGAGAAUAUGUAUGUGUCACAUCAAUACAGUGUUGAAAUAGGUAGUACCGGAAAUAAAUCGCAUGCACUCUUUAAUUGUCAUAAAUCAACUAGAUGUAUGGAUAUUAAUCACUUCAUUACAUACCCCAUUAAACGAAAGUCAUUUCAUGAGCUUGAAAUUUGCAUUGGUCGUCAUACCAUGUGCUUUAAGACAGUAAUUAAUAUUGAGGGUCGUGAGGAUUUAAACACGUGACCUCAAGUACAAACCAGCUCUGAUACCAUGUUAUAAACCAACUAACCUCAACACAUUGUUAUGUAUGCCAUAUUGAUAAUAGCUCUCUCUCAACAACUAGAAUUGCUUAAAGAGGUACAUACACACUUUGGAUAAAACACACGCUUUCAAGUAACCCUAGAGGAAGUAAGUAGAGAGAGAGAGAGCAAGUACAGGUUUGAAUUUUUGUUGGCUUGAGGAGAAGACUUUUUUCCCCCAAGGCCUUGCCCUAUAAAUCUCAAGUCAUCCCUUCCCCAACAUCUCUCCCCUCAUCAUCACAAGCAAGAACAAAACAAAACAAAGAAAGAAACACAAGUCUCAUCAGUCCCAAACAGAAUACAUCAUUCCUAGCCUGUUGCUGAAGAAGAAGAAGAAGAAGAAGAAGAAGAAGAAGAAGAAGAAGAAGAAACCUGCAAAAUUAAAAAAGAAAACAUGGGGAGAGCUCCAUGCUGCGACAAGGCAAAUGUGAAGAAGGGGCCAUGGUCUCCUGAAGAAGAUGCCAAGCUCAAAUCCUACAUCGACCAGUACGGCACCGGCGGCAACUGGAUUGCACUCCCUCAAAAGAUUGGGUUGAAGAGGUGUGGGAAGAGUUGCAGGCUGAGGUGGCUUAAUUACCUGAGGCCAAACAUCAAGCAUGGUGGAUUCUCUGAGGAAGAAGACAACAUCAUCUGCAGCCUCUACAUCAGUAUUGGAAGCAGGUGGUCGAUCAUCGCAGCUCAACUUCCAGGGAGAACCGACAACGACAUCAAAAACUACUGGAACACAAGGCUGAAGAAGAAGCUUCUAGGCAGAAGGAAGCAGCAACAACAACUCCACCACCAACAUCAACAAUCUCCUGAUCAUCAGGGCUCUCAGGCCGCCGCCACCGUGGAACAUGACCACCACCACCAUCAAGAUCAUCAGCAAAGUCCGACAUCAAGUUUGAGCAAUUCAGCUCUGGAAAGGCUGCAGCUCCACAUGAAGCUCCAAACCCUAAACCAAAACCCAUUGCUCCACAACAUGCUUUGGCCAAAGCUCCACCCUUUCCAAGAGAAGUUACUCCUCCAAGCCAUGAAUGAUGAGAACAGCAACAACAACAUUAUGCAAUUGCCUCUCUUGCCACAGCCAAUAAUGAUGGAAUCCCCACUAAGCAAUAUUGGAAAGGAGAUAAUGAUCAACCCUACUAAUAUUGCAAGUCAUGAGACCAUGGCCAUGACUGCUACUACUUCAUCCAAUACCACGACUACAACUACGACGACUAAUGGAAUGGAUCACUCAAAUUGCUCUCCUAGUAUGAUGAACAAUAACAAUAUUAAUGUCUCGAGCUAUGGUGGUGCUUUCCAAUUAGGUGGUGGUGGUGGUGAUGAUUUCAUGAUGGGGAACUUGGACAAUGGUACUACUAGCAGCCUGGUGUGGUGGUCGAAUGAGUUCGAGACGAAUGAUGUGCACUAUGAUAGGUCUGGAUCGUUUUCAUCCUCGUCGAAUGAUUCGAGCUGGGAUUGUGCUCUUCGAUCUUCUGAUGAUGCGGGUUUGUUCUGAAUGUAGAUCGUCAUGAGCACAAUCGAUUCGAAAUCGAGGAAAUGGUAUAGUAGCAGCAGUUGUGAUGUAUUGUAUUAUUGUUCUUGUGAUGGUUCAUAAGAUAUGGUGAUGAAAGAGAUGGGAGAGCUAGCAGCUGUAGCUAGCUUCUUUACUUUGUGGUUGUAAGCAAGUGUGUGAAUAAUGAAUGUUAGUAGUGGUGGGUACAUACAUGUGCAAGUUAAUUCCUCUGGUUAUGUGUGUAGUAUUGAUAGUUCUAUUUCACUUUGGACCUUGGAUCUAUAUCGAUUUUGAUCCUUUGUAGUUGGGCAUAGAAUAGAUUUGGUCCCUAGUUUUAUCCAUUUAUAACCUUCAAUAAGAUGAAAAGUAUUUU